Molecule: messenger RNA, 1645 nt
Organism: Conger conger (European conger)
Lineage: Eukaryota; Metazoa; Chordata; Actinopteri; Anguilliformes; Congridae
Gene: zcchc10
Product: zinc finger, CCHC domain containing 10
Exons: 4
Coding region: 285-764 (159 amino acids)
Molecular function (GO): zinc ion binding; nucleic acid binding
Source: RefSeq, a predicted model, not a curated record
CUCCUCUCCAUUAGCCAAAUUCACUGAGCAUCUUGUGCUGGACAACGUUGCGGUUCCACAUCGCGCAAUCUCGCUGAGUUUAUCACCGUGUAAUGCAUUUUUGCAAUCUAAAUUGUCAAAUAAAAUACGAUAGUGUGUCAGAUGAACUUUCGUAAAAUACAACAAGUGCCUGGUGCUGUACACAUUAUCACUUCGAAUAAGUAUUGUUGCAUAAUCAAUAGUAAUAAUCAGCGCAUCGCAGUGGAAUCGGAAGCAGUAACCAGUAGCACGCUUGGAGAUUCAAGAUGGCGACCCCCAUGCAUAGGAUAAUUGCUCGUAGACAGGCGGAGGCGAAUAAACAACAUGUUCGCUGUCAAAAGUGCUUGGAAUUCGGACACUGGACAUACGAAUGUUCUGGGAAAAGAAAGUACCUACACCGACCCUCAAGAACAACACAGAUGAAGCAGAAGAUGAAAGAAAACGAGACCACAUUGGCAGUCGUGCCAGGGCCUGGAAAGGAAGGCUCCAGUGAGAAAAAAGUGAAGAAGAAAAGGUCAAAGGACUCCAGUAGCUCCAGCAGCAGCAGCAGCAGUGACAGCAGCGACUCGGACAGCACCUCCUCAGACUCCUCCUCGGACAGCGAGGACUCCUCGGACUCCUCCUCAGACAGCAGCAGCUCCAGCAGCAGCUCCAGCUCCUCGUCCUCCUCUAGCGGCUCCGACUCUGACUCCAGCAGCAGCAGCUCCGACCAGGGCCCACCAAAGAAGAAGAAAAAGAAGAAGUAGACAACUUGAAUUUUGAAUUUGCGCCUCCUCCCAGAACUGGGGGCUCGAGCUGUCCGGCGAUGUCUGUGGCCAUUCGUUCUCUCCCUGUAGCGUAGGGCCCCCUGUGAAGGGCCGUGUGCCUUUUGGCAGCAUUCAGUUUUAAAUCGAUGCGUUGGUUUUCUUGCCUCAAGCACAUGGUUGUUUUGUUUUAUUUUUUAUGAUUACCAUAGCGUUCCUUUCUUCUUACACACCUGAUCUAAUUUAUAUCUAUAUAGCAAGCAUCUCUAUAUGAUGGUUUGUACAAAGUGUACAUACUUGUUAAAUUUGCAUACAAACCUGGUAUUUUUUAGCAUUGCAUGAGCUAUUGGGAAUGCAGUCAUUUGAUGAACUGAAACUAUUUGCUAGGACAGAGGGAGUAAUUAACAAUUGUUUUGGGUACGGAUUGAAUUUUUAAAUUCUCUGUCAACUAUGAUAAAAUAGUCUUUGAGAAUAUAUUUUACGAAUGUCGUACUUUGCUGAUGAUAUGUUUGUUGGCUUUCUAAAUAAACAAUAUUAGAAGGAAUGGCCAAUGGAAAGAGUUUCUGUCCUUUGGAGUGAAAAUGCACAAGUGGCUUCUUUUCUAUAUGUUGUGCACUGUGUUGUCAAAUAAUUUACAUUUAAUUCAAGGAAAUUUUAAAUUGAAUUUGUCAUUUUUCUCAAUUAGCCGGUAUAUACAAUUUCAAUUUCUUGUAUAGGUUGGUUAGCAUACAUGCUGUUGCAACACCUAAGUUAUAUUUUUCUGCUUUAAUAACCUGACUAAUCCAACCUCAACCCAUUUAUUUUAUUUUGCUCUGCCUGGUUUUUUUUUUGUGGAAGUCUGUUUUUCUUAAAACAAUUUUUUCAAUAAAACUCAAUUAUCUGAA